Messenger RNA from Epinephelus moara (kelp grouper), 4295 nucleotides. Its product is annotated as protein-tyrosine kinase 2-beta-like. Gene Ontology annotation, cellular component: cytoskeleton; focal adhesion. The coding region runs from base 364 to 3204 and encodes 946 amino acids. Gene Ontology annotation, biological process: protein phosphorylation; signal complex assembly. Lineage: Eukaryota; Metazoa; Chordata; Actinopteri; Perciformes; Serranidae. The record is from RefSeq and is a predicted model, not a curated record. The transcript is spliced from 30 exons. Gene Ontology annotation, molecular function: protein tyrosine kinase activity; ATP binding.
GCCCGUGAGCACCGUUUCCUCUUUCGCUUACCGCGAUUCUUCACCAGGCACAGCUUCGGAGAAGUCUGCUUUGCUAAUCUGACAAAAAAAGACCAAAUCUACACUUUAAAAAGUAACAUGAAUGCAGUUAGUUGCUGGCACUGGCUUGUAUUCACUUCUUGGGACUGAUAAUAUAAAUUUCUGGUGCUGAGCCGUGGAGCUUGUGCAAGACUGCUUCAAUGUAUCUCCUCAUGUGUGUGUUUAAUGAGACCGUAUGAGAGUGACAGAAGAGAGUGACAUAUUGGUGAGCCAGCAAUGUAUGUCUAUAAGCAGUAGCAUACACGCUGUGUGUGUCUGGGUGUGUAUGUGUUGAGUGUGUGUGUGAUGUCGGGUGACACCAGCACCCUGUCCUGGAGGAGCGUGUCUCCCACCAGCCAGUCAGAUUCCUCGGAUCUGUCUCCCUCGGCAACUGUCACCAGGGACGGCAUCUUCCCGGUGAAGAUCAUCAAAGUGUGUUUCCUUAGCAACAGCUCCAACCUGGGCAAGAACUUCAAACUGGUCCGCUGUGAGGAGGGAUGGACUGUCAAGGAUGUUGUUAAAGUGGUGUUGUCCAGUGGCUGUGUGGGUCCAGACAUAAAAUACACCUUAUGCUACGGCCUUCUACUCAAACACCUCAAGUCCUCGGUGAUACACUGGCUGCACCCAGACCUGACUGUGUCUGAACUCACCCAGCGCUACGAGCAGCAGCACCUAGAAGCUGAGUGGAGAUAUGACCUGAGGAUCAGAUACAUCCCAUCAGACUUCUUGGAGAAAUUUAAAGAUGACAGAACCACGAUGCUGUACUUUUACCAGCAGGUACGAAGUGACUAUAUGCAGCAGUAUGCCUCAAAAGUCAGCGAUGGGAUGGCUCUACAGCUUGGUUGUCUGGAAAUUAGGAGAUUCUACAAAGACAUGAAUCCAAACGGACUGGAGAAAAAGUCCAACUUUGAGCUAUUAGAGAAGGACGUAGGGCUGGACCUGUUCUUUCCCAGAGAGCUGAUUGACAGCAUGAAGGCCAAACAGUUACGUCGGCUCAUCCAGCAGACGUUCCAGGGCUACUCCACUCUGAAGCAGGACCAGUGCAUGGCCCGGUUCUUCACCACUCUGGCUCAGUGCCACAGCUACACACAGGAGAGCUUCGCCUGCCAGCUAGUGCACGGUUGGAGUCUAACAAUAGACCUGGUCAUCGGCCCUGACGGCAUCAGUCAGCAAAUAGAAAACUCCACGCCUGUCUGUUUGGCCACAUUCUCUCAGGUGCGCAGUAUCUCCUGCUCUGCUGAGAGUGACGGUCGGGCUCUGCUCACUGUAAACAUAGAGGGAGCCAAACAGCCGCUGUCAGUGAACACCUCCUCUCUGGCUAUGGCGGAAAACAUGGCCGACCUGAUCGACGGCUACUGUCGGCUGGAAGGCAGCUCUGAGAGGUCACUCAUUACCAGGCCCAGCAAAGGGAGAGACGCAAGACAGAAACUACCUGACAUCCCAAAACCUGUUGUUUCCACUGGUCCCAGCAAAGGUUCGGACAUUUAUGCUGAGAUUCCAGAGGGCACAGCAGACACUGGUGAGAAGUACAGGAUCUCCAGAGAUGACAUUGUCGUGGGUCGAAUCCUGGGUGAGGGAUUCUUCGGAGAGGUUCACGAUGGAGUUUAUAAAAGCCCCACUGGAGAGAGGAUCAAUGUGGCCAUCAAAACCUGUAAGGACUGUUCGGCUGAGGUGAAGGAGAAGUUUCUCAGUGAAGCUGGCUUGAUGAAAAAUCUGGAUCAUCCCCACAUUGUGCGACUGAUCGGAGUCAUUGAAGUCGAUCCUGUCUGGAUCGUCAUGGAGCUCUAUGAGCAUGGAGAGCUGGGGAGCUAUCUCCUGGAGGAGAAGUACAUCCUGACCACGGCAACUUUGAUCCUGUACUGUUUACAAAUCUGCAAAGCCUUGGCUUACCUGGAGGGACUCAAUAUGGUGCACAGAGAUAUAGCGGUGAGAAACAUCUUGGUGGCUUCUCCUGAAUGCGUCAAGCUUGGUGACUUUGGUCUGUCUCGCUAUGUUGACGAACAAGAGUAUUACAAAGCCUCAGUCAGUCGAUUACCGAUCAAAUGGAUGGCACCAGAGUCCAUCAACUUCAGACGCUUCACCACAGCUAGCGAUGUCUGGAUGUUUGGUGUGUGUGUAUGGGAGAUCUUCUCCAUGGCCCAGCAGCCAUUCUUCUGGCUGGAGAACGGGCAGGUGAUCAACCAGCUGGAGUCUGGAGUUCGACUCCCUAAAUCGCAGCAAUGCCCACCCCCGGUCUACUCCCUGCUCACCCGCUGCUGGUCCUACGAGCCGCACGGCCGGCCCACCUUCAGCCAGCUCGUCUGCUCCUUCAGUGACAUCCACAGGAUGGAGUUGGAGCAGGGGUCGAGGCGAGACAGACCGUGCUCCACCGCAUUGACAUUUAACCCAAACCUCACCACAGAGCCUCCACCCAAGCCAUCCAGAGUACAAGGCAACACCCUUCCUCGAAUCACAAACAUACAGGGAAAAAACAGAGAUACCCGGCCAGUGUGGGAGAAAGAGAAAGAGCAAGUGGAGGACACUUUACAAAGACAAAGAAGAGAGAUGCUGAUGGAUAAACAGUGGCUGGAGCAAGAGGAGAGACAACUGGACCUGGUUGUGCGAGUGGAUACACACCUCAAGCCACCCAAAAAAAGCCCAGAAAAUGGUCCUCCAGAGAAGCCACCAAUGCCUCCCACAAUCACACAGCCUCGGCCCACAGCUGAGCUGGACCGAUCAGGUGACCAGGUUUACCUCAGCGUCAUGGCGAUGGUGAAACAGGUGGUCCAGCUGAAGAAUGAUGUCAACACACUGCCAGCCUCUGAGUAUCCCAACGCUGUCAAAACGGUUGGUAUCACUCUCCGUAGCCUGAUCCAAAGUGUCGACGAGAUCCUGCCCUCUCUGCACAGCUCCAUUACAACAGAGAUCGAGGGCACUAAGAAAUUGCUGAACAAGGAUUUAGGGGAGCUGAUCAACAAGAUGCGACUGGCCCAGCAGAACUCCGUAACGUCGCUGAAGGAGGAAUGUCAGCGGCAGAUGCUGGCAGCCGCUCACACUCUGGCACUGGAUUCUAAAAACCUGUUGGACGCUGUGGACCAGGCUCGAGUCAGGGCCAACCUGGCCAAGCCCAAACCUGUCUCACAAGAAGCAGAGGAUCCUGGGGAAUGAAAUUCCCUGUUGAUCAAAUGGACUUUAAAAAAAGGACAUGAAAUUUGGGUCGAAUUAUAAGCGGAUGAGUUACUGUUUUCAUGCCGAUGACAAGAUGUGAUAAUAUAUUUGUUUUUUCUCCUAAAAAAUAAAAUCAUGUUAACUUGAAGGGGACCUAUUAUGCUUUUCCUUAUUUUAUGUGAAAUAUAUAUAAUGUUACAGUAUCGAGUGUUUAUAUUAAACAUGGCCACAGUUUCAAAGAAUGAGGUAAAUGAGCUUUCUCAAUACGUUUUUUUUAUUUUUAUUUUUUUUUAGAAAAUUUGACUACAAUCUGAUGUCAAAUCGUGACAGAUUUCUUUUUGGUCAUCUGCUCCAGGCAUGCUAUUGCGAGCGUUUAAAUCACAUACACUGCUACAUGCGAAUGCCAGGGAAAUGUAAUCGUUUUUGCAGAUGCUGUUAAUUUUCCCCGAUUUCAGAUCACAUUCCCGCUGGAGCAUGUCCGGUUUGUGGAUAUAGAAGCUUUAAUUGGUGAUUUUUCACAGUGGAGAGUGCUGCUGUACUCCAUUCCCCCAGCUGUAAGUACACCGCUACAUGUAGCUACAUGCUAACGUCAGGGAAACAUGUAAUCUUGGUUCCUAAUGUUCUUAAUUUCUCCCUGAUAUUGGAUUAUAUUUCUGCCGUAACAUGUCCAGUUGUGAAGAUUUUGGUUUACAAGCUUUUAUUGGUGAUUUUUCACAGUGAAAAGUGCCGCUAUUCUCAAUUACAGUCGUUCCCCGGCUUCAACGACAGUGCAGAGCCACCGAGAUAUGGAAGACCCAGAAACAUGGACCAGUCAGAGCAGACUGGGCUUUGUCAGGAGGAGGCGCUAAAAAGGAGCAUUUCAGACAGGGGGUGAAUACAGGUAUUCCAGUACAGACAAUAUGGGAAAAAAAGAGCUUUUUGAACAUUAAAGCACAAACCUAAAAGUGAGCAUAAUAGGUCCCCUUCAUAAUGAGCACGCCUUGAAGCUGAACAAAUCAAACUACCACAUUGUAUCAAAGCAAUAAAGUUUAUACAUAUUUUCCUUUUUUUUUUUUUUAAAUUCUUUUUACUAUUAAAGGCAUUCUGCACUA